CAAAAUACAAUCACUGCUUCUCGAUAUGUUCUUUUCCAUAUUCCCCUGACUUUCCUUGUAGAUAUGUGUGUGUAUCGUUUGAUAAAUAGAAAUGAAUGCAAUGCGGAGCGCGGUUUAGAUGUUGUUGCCACCGAGCGGGAAGGAUAUUCAAUACCCGCCACUACUCGACGGAUUCUCUCCAAAUCAUUCUUGAUUCCCGUCGACCACGAUUCAUUCCUUUAAUCCUUGCCAAUGUAAUAUUUGCCAGCAUAAUGCCCUGGCGAAAUGCCCGACUAUUUCUUUCACAUUGCCAUUGAACUCUUCACAGUCGUUAAUCCUCCGACGAAAGCAGACAGGCAAACCCCGCCCUCGCCCUUCGAUCGAUUCUCCAAGGCCUUGAAGCCCUUUUCACACCAUCAGCGUCGUCGCUCGAAAGAUCCUGGCGUACACGUGAAGGAAGACCCUUCCGGACCUCGCGCACCGGCGCAUCUGCCGUGGGGAUCCGACGCCGACCUUCCAGACAUACAACAUUCGCACCCGUCAGACCAUAGACUUGACAAGAUCCUGUUGCGGGGCCAAGACAUGUCACAUUCAGAAGGAAAGGAUCUAGCCAUCACAGAAGACAAUAGCAUCGGAAAAGGCAUCGGAAGUGCCAUCUCCGGACACCAUCUCAAAGGACGGUACGAGCCAUUAGAGGACCCCGACAACGCGGAAGGGUGGGGGAUCGUACACCUCUAUAGAGAUAGCGAAGAGACAUCUGGACUGUUUUCAGAUUCCGCCUACAGGUCGAGUGACUUAUGGAGCGAUGGUCUGCGCAAUCCACCUUCCGGCAAGCCUCAUCCUCCACCAAAGGACGAAGAAUGCACAAGUCUUUGUAUCCUGGCGGUGCCCUCUUACAUGACCCCGUCCGAUUUCCUUUCGUGGGUUGGGGAGGAUACCAGGAGCGAAGUGAGCCAUUUCAGAAUGGUCCGUACUUCACGGGCCAACAGAUACAUGGUAUUGAUCAAGUUCAAACACGGCAAGAAAGCAAGAGAGUGGCAGUACGAAUGGAAUGGCAAGGUCUUUAACAGCAUGGAGCCAGAGACCUGCCACGUUGUCUUCCUCAAGUCUGUCAAUCUGUUACAUACAUCAUCAAUGGAACACAGCAGUGGCCUGAGCUCCCCAACCACAAGUUACCCUCGCAUGUCCAACGAUCCCUUCAUCCCUGCAUCGACUACUUCGAAGCCUCUAGCCCCGCGGACGCCAUCACUGGUCGAAUUGCCCACUUGCCCUGUCUGUCUGGAACGGAUGGACGAAACAACAGGCUUGCUCACGAUCCCAUGCCAACACGUAUUUCAUUGCACGUGUCUUGAGAAAUGGUCUGGUGGAGGCUGUCCUGUCUGCAGAUAUACCCACGACGAUUUCUCGUCUCGCGUGGGAUCUUCCAAGUUCAAGACUCUCAAGGGGAACGAAUAUGAGCCCAAUGACGGACCACUCGAGUGCGAGGUUUGCCAUGUUGACACCAGCCUGUGGCAGUGUUUGAUCUGUGGCAAGGUUGGUUGUGGAAGGUACGAAGGAAAACACGCUUACGCGCAUUUUGAAGACAGCGGGCACACCUUUAGCAUGGAUCUAGAAAGCAAAAGAGUUUGGGACUAUGCAGGUGACGCCUACGUGCAUCGUAUUAUCCAGGAUGCAGCCAAGCCAGGUGAGAAACUUGUUGAACUUCCAGGCAGAAGACGAGAGCCUACCGCAUUGGAAGGAUCGGAAGAUAUCGAGGUGGCCAAGAUGGACAACAUCGCUUUGGAGUACACGCAUCUGUUGACCAGCCAACUGGAAAGUCAGCGUGUGUAUUUCGAGGAAGUCGUUGAAAGAGCUGUUGAUAAAGCAUCGGAAGCGAACAAAAAUGCCGAGCGAGCCCUGGAGGAAUGUCGACUGGCAACGGACAAGUUACGUGCUCUUGAAGACGAACAUGAUGUCGUGGCUAAAGGACUUCUUCCUGAACUCGAGAGAGAGAAGAGUCGCCUGGAAAAGCGUUGUGCCAAGUUUGAAGAGAUGGCUCGAUCCUUUAACCAGAAAUUCCAGGAGGAGAAGACCCUGAGCGCGAACCUCAUGCAGAGACUGAAAUACCUCGAAGAGACACAGAUUGACCGCUUGAACAAAACGAUACAGAGUCUCGAGGAGGACAACGCUACCAAGGAUCUGUUGAUGGAGGGUCUGAGAGAGGAGCAUCGGGAUGCAAUGAUGCAAAUAUCAGCGCAGAAGAAGUUGCAAGAAAUGGUUGCAAGGGGAGAGCUGGAACAAGAGGAUCUCGAUGGCGCUAUUAUCGAAGCUGGACCCGCAAAGAAGGUGCCACUGCGACGAGGCCGUCGAAUCGUCAAUGGUCAGAGUCGUACCCUUGGUUCUUCAGGUCCUUCGCACUCGCUUCGGGCGGUCCCUGGUCCACUGCCCUCAGUCGAACCGCCUGCUAGGAUUCAUGCUGCUUACCACGACAUCUUCGGUGAGAUAUCUGCCAGCAAGGACUGGGAUGAAGGGAAAGCCAAGCAGAUCAUGGAGGACUGUAAAUCCAGACUACUUGGUGAGGGAUUACUGGUUCCAUCAUCCACCACUGAAGGCGAGGGCUCCGACAUUGAAGGUGAGGUUGAGCACGGUGAUGACGGAGAAGGGAGACCGAAGAGCAACAGUGCAAACAAGAAGCGAAAGGGCAAGAAGAAGGCUAAGAAAUGAGCUCUUCUGGUACUGGUCCCUGGUCUGGAUGGAUGGAUGGUGAGAACACGAGAUGCUGUUGAGUGACAUGUGUAAUUUCUUUACGACAAUCAGGAGUUUGUGGAAUAUCCGGGAUGAACAGGACCUGGAACGGUGUUUUGAUUAUUACGAGAUACCCCGGCAUCUGCAAACAGCGAUGCACAGCAUUUGGCGUUGGCAUGGACAGUGAUCGAUCGAUUGGUUCUGAGCUGUCAUAUUGUACAAUUUAAACAUAUUUCUUUCCAUGUCCAUACAGACAGGACAGGUCUUUUCCACUGUUAAAUCACUUGUAUCAAGCAGUGGUUGUUUGUUAUAUACACUUUUGUACUCGUACACGUCUAUC
Exophiala oligosperma is the source of this 3043-nucleotide messenger RNA. RefSeq lists its product as uncharacterized. Gene Ontology annotation, cellular component: cytoplasm. Gene Ontology annotation, biological process: protein ubiquitination; Ras protein signal transduction. Bases 265 to 2682 code for a protein of 805 amino acids. The transcript has a single exon. Gene Ontology annotation, molecular function: ubiquitin protein ligase activity; zinc ion binding. NCBI's taxonomy places the organism in Eukaryota, Fungi, Ascomycota, Eurotiomycetes, Chaetothyriales, Herpotrichiellaceae. The record is from RefSeq and is a predicted model, not a curated record.